Messenger RNA from Nematocida parisii ERTm1, 2832 nucleotides. RefSeq lists its product as uncharacterized. Lineage: Eukaryota; Fungi; Microsporidia. Bases 1 to 2832 code for a protein of 943 amino acids. The transcript has a single exon. The record is from RefSeq and is a predicted model, not a curated record.
AUGUUACAAAUAGGAAAGAAGAGAGUAAAUCAAGUCUUGGUACUGGCACUUGCUCAAAUUAUGUUUCUGUGCUGGGUUAAAAGUACGAUUAACAUGUCUUUAUUAAAAGUUGAAGAAAUAGAAAGUUCUAUACAAGAUUUAAAUUAUAAGAUAAAUCCCAGUGGACCUCUGAAUAUAAUAAUAGGUAAAUUAUAUCGUGAAAUUGGGUAUAUGCAAAAUCUGUAUAACUUUUCGCCAUGGAUAUACAAAAACCAUAAGUUAGAAUAUAAAAAGGAUGGAAUAUUUACAGUUAAGCAAUCUUUUAAUAUAAAUUCUGUAUUUUUAAGUAACGAGGGAGAUCUAACAAUAUCAAAGAAAUCAAAUGAGUACAAAAGGAAUGCUUAUAUGCUAGAACAUGCCAAGCAGGUUGUGGGGAUGUUUUUAUACGCAUAUGAAAACACACCUAUUAUACCACAGCGGUGUGCAUCUUAUUCGGAUUUUUUUAUAUUGUUUUUAUUCCAUAAAUCUAUCAAGCAAUAUCGCUUCUAUAUACUUAGUGCAUUACUUCUUCUUUCUGAGGGUAUUAAUGUUCCUAUUGAAAUAUCUAUUGUGAAAAAUCAUAGGCAACAGUUUGCUGAAAGACUACUAUUAAGAAAAUACACAGGGCGUGAGGAGGCAGCAUAUUACAUACACACCUCUCUGUGGUUAGAAAAAGAUAAUCAUUCGGAAGAGAAGGUAUAUUAUAAUGGGGCAAAGGAGGUUAUUCAGUUUUUCAUAAAAAAUAGAAAUAAUCCACUUCUUUCGGGCAGAAAUGAGUUUGCAGAAUUAGAUGACUAUAGCACAUUCAGAACAGGGAAGUUUUUAAAUGGCACAAAAUUCCUUAUACAGUCUUAUAUUGCAGAGUUUAUUUCAAGUGCAGAGGAAUAUAGAGAAUUCAUAGAAACUACGUACGAGUUAAUUAAUAACCAGAUGAAAAAUACAGAAAUGACCCAGGAAGACUAUGAAGCUGUUAAUGCUGUAUUUAAACGUCUUUUUAUUAUUAAAAACGAUCAAACUGAAAAUUCAGUUUCUUAUAUAAACCCUAUAUGCAAUAUAACUGACUACAUAAGAAAAGUUGAUCUCUUUCCGCAUAUAAAUUCUGUCAACCUAGCAGAGUACUCCAAAUGUUCAGGGGUUUAUACGCUUAAUAAUCUGCAGGUAAAAGACUCUUCUGUACUCAAGAGAAAUCAGAUGAAUAUGGCUAUUUUAAAUUUAGUUUUAUUUUUGCUGUACAACACCGAGAAUAGAGACUAUUUAAUUAGCUGCGACAACCCAAAAAGUUGUUAUUGCAAUAGUGAAUUUAUUAAUUUUUUCAAAAAGCACGGGCCUAUCCUAAAUGUUAAAGACCCACAGAUGCGCAAAGAGUGGGAAAGAAUUCUCUACACACAAACCAGCAUUAAUAUUAGUUAUUAUGAGAAUAGAAAUAUUUCAAGCGGGCUAAUGAAUAUUCUGCAUGUUUUAAUAGUGAUUAUGCAGCCAGAUAUAGUUAAAAAAAAUAGGCUAGCUGGUGAUUUGAACCUAAAUAUGAAGAAAGCAUACACAAGUUCAGAAGAUCCAGAGAUACAACAUGAGAAUAUAAAAUCUGUUAUACUAGAUUUACUUUUUAAACUCACAAAUAUGUCCAAUAUAUCCAUAACCCGAAUUAACCUGGAGCAUCUUGUUUUUCGCCCACCAUACAAUAAGUUUGAGCUUAUUGGAACUAUUAGCCUACUUUUCAAUUUCAAUAUGGCCGUCUGUGCUGUGGAAUUAAAUAUAACUUUAGAUACGUUUACUGUUUCCUCUAGACCAGAUAGAUACUACAAGGGUAAAAUAACCCAAAUAAUCAACUCCGGCCAGAAUUACUCUAUUAAUUUACAAACCCAUACGGGCAAUCUUGUUUAUGAAUAUAUAUGCAGCUUGGAAAAUAAGUACUUCAAAAUGGACUAUAACUAUGACGACACAUAUUUAUUACAUGUUGAAUCAAAUAUACGAAAAGGAACUUUUAACCUUUACGAGCUUCUUGUAGAUAUGAAGUUCUCGUCAUCUGUAUAUAGAGGGCUGUUUGUGUUUUCUUUUUUAUUAAACACCUCUCCAGAGACUCUUUCCAACUCGCAUGAAUUAGUGCGGUUUACUUCCAAUAUUAUAAAAUACAACUUUAUUGCUAGAGGGGACAAAAGGUCAAUGAAACAUAUUUUAAAUGGAUUUUUAGUCAACAAAAAUUAUGCGCAGUACUAUGGGUCUUUUAUCAUAGGGCCUAUAGAAUUCUUAUGGCCAGAAGAUGAAAUAACUUAUGUUUUAAUUAAGUCACUAAUUUCCAAUAUACUUCGUAUGGGGUCUAUUCAGCAUCUCAGUGCAUCACUAUCUUCUAUGUUACAGCUAAGCCUAUGUGUAGAACACGUCUACAGUAAUUUGGAAAAUUCCUAUACCGCAAAUUAUGUAUUGCAAUUAAUCAUCAAUGCACACAUAGAAUCACAUAGUCGUUAUAUGCAAUCGUUUUUAAGCAGUGUUGAUAGCAAAAUCUUGGGAUAUAAUAGCAGCUAUAUAGCACUUGUCCUUCUUUGCUAUUCAUGCAUCUCGCCAACUUGCCCAAAAUCCAUUAUCAUAGACUUUUAUAACAGCAUAAAUUCCAAACAUCUUAUUAAUGUUACAAAAACCAGUAUACAGCGUAUUUUUAAUGCCCCUGACAUAGGAAUAAUUGCUUCUCGAUUAAAAGGUCUAAAAAAUGAAAUUAGCCCAAAGAUAAAAAUGACACUCUUUAGUAAAAAUCAUGCUAUUAAAAAAUAUAUAAAGUAUCAAAUGGUUAUACACAUCGUUCAGCCAAAUACCACUAUGUAA